Pogona vitticeps (central bearded dragon) is the source of this 4558-nucleotide messenger RNA. The record is from RefSeq and is a predicted model, not a curated record. NCBI's taxonomy places the organism in Eukaryota, Metazoa, Chordata, Lepidosauria, Squamata, Agamidae.
CGGAUCAACGGAGAGAAGAACAGCAGCAUGUGGCUUCUCAAGACCCUGGAGAGGACUGGCCAUCCAUGCAGAAGCCGUGACCUUCCAGAUUUUGCUGGACUGCAGGUAUCAAUGAAGGGCCAUUGAGAGCAUUUAUCCAGGACCUUGCCGUUCUCCGAUGGCUGCUUAGCGGACUUGAAAUGUUAUGACAAGGUUUGGAGACGGUGGACUGAUGCAAGGAAUUCCUAAAAUUCAGGGGUGAAGAUGGUGCAAAAAUACCAGUCGCCUGUGAGAGUCUACAAAUACCCUUUUGAGCUCGUGAUGGCGGCUUACGAGAAACGCUUUCCCACGUGCCCCGAGAUCCCGGUUUUCCUGGGCAGCGAGAUCCUUCGGGAAUCCAAGAGUGACGACGGAGCCGUUCAUGUCGUUGAGCGAAGUUGCAAACUCAACGUAGACGCGCCUCGGUUGCUGAAGAAGAUUGCUGGGGUAGAAUACGUGUUUUUCAUCCAGAAGAACACGGUGAACUGGAAAGAACGGACCCUUCUCAUUGAAGCUCGGAACGAGACCUUUUCCAAUCGAGUCAUUGUCCUGGAGACCUGUAGCUACUCAGUUCACCCUGAAAAUGAAAACUGGACGUGCUUUGAGCAGUCGGCUUCUUUGGACAUCAAAUCCUUCUUUGGCUUUGAGAACACGGUGGAGAAAAUUGCAAUGAAGCAGUAUACUUCCAACAUCAAGCGGGGCAAAGAAGUGAUAGAGCAUUAUCUGAAGGAGCUGAUCGGCAAGGGGAUCACUUUUAUCCCCCGAUGGCGACCCCCCGAAGCCCUGGGAGAGACCGAGGCGGGUCAGAUUCCGGCAGGGUCUCCCAGCGGCCCUGGAGCAGCCGAAUCCCACCUGUGUGGCAGCGAAAAAGAGCCGCAAGGCAACGCCUGCCCCCCCGUAGAAGCCUCGACCCCGGACGCCGACAAACUGGAUGCAGAUUACAUCGAACGGUAUCUGGGACAGUUGACGCCCAUGCAGGAGAGCUGCCUGAUCCGACUCCGACAGUGGCUGCAAGAAACGCACAAGGGGAAAAUUCCCAAAGAUGAACAUAUUCUCCGUUUCCUGAGGGCUCGUGACUUCAACAUUGACAAGGCGCGAGAGAUGCUGUGCCAGUCCCUGACCUGGCGUAAGCAGUACCAAGUGGACUACAUUCUGGAAACCUGGAGACCGCCGCCUCUUCUGGAAGAAUACUAUACGGGUGGUUGGCAUUACCAAGACAAAGACGGCCGGCCGCUCUACAUCCUUCGCCUCGGUCAGAUGGACACCAAAGGUCUCGUGAAGGCCCUGGGGGAGGAGUCGCUCCUUCGUCAUGUACUGUCCAUUAACGAGGAAGGGCAGAGGAGAUGUGAGGAGAACACCAACCUCUUUGGCCGCCCGAUCACAUCCUGGACCUGCCUCGUAGACCUGGAAGGGCUGAACAUGCGUCAUCUGUGGCGCCCGGGGGUCAAAGCUCUCCUGAGGAUUAUCGAAGUGGUCGAGGACAACUACCCAGAGACCUUAGGAAGGCUUCUGAUCGUACGCGCACCCCGAGUGUUUCCGGUCCUGUGGACUCUGGUCAGUCCCUUUAUCAAUGAGAACACCCGACAGAAAUUCCUGAUUUACAGUGGCAACAAUUAUCAGGGGCCCGGGGGGCUUGUAGAUUACUUGGAGAAAGAGAUCGUUCCGGACUUCUUGGGAGGGGAAUGUGUGUGCAAUGUGCCUGAAGGUGGGCUUGUUCCCAAAUCGCUGUAUCAGACAGAUGAGGAGCCCGAAAUUUCGGAUCAUAUCCACCUCUGGACAGAAACCAUAUAUCACUCUGCAUAUAUCUUUAAAGGGGCUCCACACGAGAUUGUCGCGGAGAUUCUGGAAGGCGAAUCCGUCAUCACUUGGGACUUCGACAUCCUCAAGGGAGAUAUCGUGUUCAGCCUCUUCCACUCCAAGCGAGCGCCCGAGACCAGCCGGAAGGAGCCCACGGGGUCAACGUCUACCGCGGCCGUGGACAACGUUCAGUUGAUCGGCAAGAGCUGGGUCCUGGGGGUGGACUACAGCCGCGUGGAGUCGCCUCUUGUUUGCCGGGAAGGGGAGAGCAUCCAGGGCUCCCAUGUGACCCGGUGGCCUGGUUUUUAUAUUCUCCAGUGGAAAAUGCACAGCCCGUCUCCCUGCGCUGGGAGCAGCCUCUCUCGGGUGGACGAUGUCCUGGCCACGCUCCAGGUCUCGAACCACAAGUGCAAGGUCAUGUAUUACCACGAAGUGCUGGCGUCCAAGGAUUUCAGGGGAUCCAUGACCAGUCUGGAGUCUUGCAACAGUGGGUUUUCCCAGCUCAGCAGAGCCACGACCUCCUCCAACCAGUCUCAGAGCAGCUCCUUGAUUUCUAGAUAGCGCCCCCCCCACCGCAGGCGUGUUAAAUGUGGGGCCGAGACGAUUCCCUCAGGCCUGCCCCCCCCGGAUGGCGCCAAAGAGCCCGAUGGCUGAAUGGCCGUGCCCGACGGCGGCCGAACCGAGGACCACAGAGACGGGGGGAUCCCGAUUCAACCGUCUUUCGGAAAAGCCCCUCAAAACUCUUGGUCCGUUUUUCUUCCCCUUCUAGGAAGAAUCUCCGGCUUUCCAAGUCUUGGACGAUCCGCUUUCUCGGACGGCGUAGUCACAACGCCGUGCGUUUCUGGCGCAUAUCCACCCCUUUUCUUUUUUGCAUGAAUUUAACACCCCUAUGGUUAAAGGGCUUUCCCCAGUCAGCCUACCUCUUCGGAGCGAGCUGGCCUUGCCUUAACUAUUAGGAACUGUACAGCUGUCUUUUCCGAGUAGCAAAAAAUAAUAAUAAUAUUAAUAGUCACGUUUCUCGGGGCAUCAACAGUGCCAUUUUUGUGUUUUAACAGGGUGCAGGAGGCGCCUUGCUAGCAGGGAUUAGAAGCAAAUUAACGAAUACGUACAUGAACAGAUAGGGAGGGUGGUCGGGCUGGGCCAGAUUUCCUGAUUACUUGCAUUAUAGAGAACUUAUCUCAGAGGCCAGAAACUUGGAUAUUGCUAGCUAACAUGCUUUGGCAUCCCAGGGAGUUUUCCACUGGUGCACUGAAGCAGCUUCUUUUCUGAAAGGAGAAAGCACCGUUUCCUUCCCCACCCUUUUUUUCCCCUCAGGUCUUCGAGCAAUAAUUGAAUCCACCUCUGCCCUAUUCGUCUCUCAGGGUAGGAAAACGUGUUCUAUCGCUAAGGGCUAAGCAAAGCAAUAUUUGAUUUUUACAGGCACAAAAAAACCCACAAACAAACCACAACUCUUCCAAUGUUUGAAGGAGCUGUUGGUUUGGGCGGCGGGAAGCUCGUUCCUAACGAGGGUGGGCGCUUUAAGCGCACGCGUGUGCAAGCGCGUGGGUGUGUGUGCAUGCUUCCGUGUGUGUGUGUGUGCGUAUGUGUGUGCGGGGGGGUCGAAUCUCAAUUCUGAAGACGUAUUUAUUCAGACAUGGUUAAGGUUUAAACGCAUAACUUAUUUGUAUCGUUUUCUAGGGACCGCUCGACUAUUUAUUAACAAAUAGGUUCAGCUAUUUAUUAAAGAAUCGGCCCUCCCUCUCGUAUCCUCAGCUCUUGGGGCUGGGAAGGGAUGUGCCUGUGAUCCUCUUGAGUUGUAGAUUUCUUUUGUAGAUACACAGCUUUCACAUCUGGAUGUUUCUGUGGCACAUAGAGAAUUUCCUCCUUCUCUUCUUGGAAGUGGAGGGUUUGGUUAUAUAAUCACGCGGCCCAUAUGGCCUUGAAUGAUUAAGUACUGUACUUGGUUUUGGGUUGAUUUUUUCAAAUCGAUGGUGACGAAGCUUCACUUCAGUGUGGAAUGGAAAUGGUUUGUAGGGGAGAUGAUCCUUCCGUUUACAGUAGCACCCCCUGUAUCCGCGGGGAAUCGGUUCAAAGCCAGCUCCCUGUGGAUGCUGGAAACCGUGGAUAAUAGCAAACAUUAUUUUUAGCAUGGCCUCUGGCUCCCUCUAGUGGCCCGUCCUGAGAACUCCGCUGUUAGAUAUUCAUAUUUCUGGGAAUUUUUGUUUUAAUAUAUUUGAUACUUUCGGACCACGGAUAAAGGAAUCAGUGGAUACCGAUCCCACAGAUAUGGAGAUUCUACUGUAUCUGAAAUAAAAGGAAUGAUGAAGGAUGUGAGAUGGAACUUAAUGGGGAUUCUCCCUGUCCGGAUGUAUUUUUACUUUUCUUGAGAUGAGGGGCUAAAUGAAAGUCACCCAGGUAUAGCAUUCUCUUGGCUUAAAAAAAAAUGAAUGACAUACUUUUAGGGGGAAAUGAAAAAGUUGUGGUUAGGGAGGUUUUCAGCAGAAAACCAGCCAGUGAAGGAGUGUUUGAAUUUCACUUUAUACCCCCUCCCAUUAGCUUUUUGAGGCUGCUUUUUAUUUUAAAAGUGGAGAAAUGUUACCUGCCUUUAACAUUUUCUCUGACUUUUAGAAAGAUUCCAACUAAGAUUGGAACAGUGAUGAGAAAUGUCUAGUUGGAGAGAACAGUAUAGGAGGAGCCCCGUAUCCAAGCUUACCCCACCACCACAGUGGAUAAGAGUGAAUGCUAUACAUAGCAUGGUAAAAGG